AUGCGUUUUGGAAGAUCAGCCACCAACGUCGAUGACAGGAUGCGGAGCUGCUCUGUACCGAAUACACGACGUAGCGAUUCGCGAGCCGAGCCAAGCUGCAGUCGGGACAAGCGUUCUCAUAUCCGUGCACCUCCGGAGGCAGACGCACUGGCGCGGUGGAACCAACCGGCACGGAUCCUUAGCCAUCGCCCUGAACGAGGCGCUGCACGAGGAAACGAAAACCUUGAUCGACUGGGAUGGGUAGCGACAGCUGGCCUGUGUCUUCAGUCAAAAGGUGAGGAAAGAAUUCCUCUUUCCACGGCGACUUCAAGAGUUGCCAGUCCUGCCCGAGUCAGGACAGGCUCUGACUUCAACGCAGGGGCGCAACGGUCGCAACUGCGCGCCAGGACGCCCUCAAGGAAGGAUUCGUGCGUGACACAGCAGCUCGCAGAAUUGUGGAUCGCCAGGACUCUGCCACCGGCUUUAAAGAGAGAAAUCGCCGCGGAAAUUGUUCAGAUGCUCCGUGCUGCCAGCGGUGAAGAUGCGGUGGCUGGGGUUUUGUCUCCCACCUGCCAGCUGAACGAUGCUGGCGAAAAGCGCACUCGCAGUUCCAGCGAGAGCAGCUCGUGCUGCAGCUCCCAGACCGAAACGGCGCCCCAGGAGCGCCGCCACAACGCGGUGCACAAGUCUGCGGACGACUACAACAGCUCCGUAUCUGCCUCGACGGAGUGGAGUUCGGACAGCGCUUCGGAAGCCAUGUCAGAGGACGAAGGCAACGCUCCUACGGAGUUUACCAAGGAAGAGUCCGAAGAAUGCGUCACUAUUUGGGCUAACAGUCCUAGCGAAAAUCAAUCAGAAGCUGAAUCCCAGAACAAACGAGAGGUGCCCCCCGCCGCAAACCGAGCAGAGCGCGUUCUGGAGAGUCUCGAAAGCUUGUGCAGUAUUUUAGGGGAAGUUGAUCCUGUUGCUCGAAAGGAGAAGCUAGAUAAAGUGCAUGCGAAACUUGUCGGACGAGACAAUGACCCAGCUGCAGUAACCGAGACCGUGGCAUCCCCUAUUCGAUGGGACCUUUCUGUUGGCGAAAAAGUGAACAAGGGCGAUCCCGAGCUCCAAGAGAAUUCCCGCACAGCCACAACGGCUGCUUCUCAGGUGAUGCCACGCGCCGGCAGGGCUGUAGUGGGAGCGAACGCUAUACCGGAGGCCGGCAUGACGCCUCGUAGCAAGCUUUCCAAACUAAAGGCGGACCUGAGACAACACUUAGAUUCGCUGCUCUCUCAAGUCCGGUUAGACAGUCCUGUGCAGCAUGCCCUAAGGGCUGGGCUGUGUGAAGAUGAUACGCCAGUGGGGCUGCCACUGCCAGUGGCGAGGGAAGCAUGCGUGGGUCAUGGUUUCGCUGCGAGGGAGGCAGAGCGCUCUGGUGGACGUGAGGCUGCUGCAGCAGAUGCAAAAUGCCCCGCUGUUCACGGAAUUCAUGGAGACUGCGCGCCAGCUUUUAGUCCUCUCCAGGACCGGAUGCGAUAUCACGAGGAUCUCGAGCCUUUGCCGCCGUGCCGAUACCCGCUCGAAACCAUCAUGGAAGAUGAAGAAGUCUCUGUCCAUAGUCCUGCUUUGUAG
Messenger RNA from Besnoitia besnoiti, 1593 nucleotides. RefSeq lists its product as uncharacterized. The record is from RefSeq and is a predicted model, not a curated record. The coding region runs from base 1 to 1593 and encodes 530 amino acids. NCBI's taxonomy places the organism in Eukaryota, Apicomplexa, Conoidasida, Eucoccidiorida, Sarcocystidae. The transcript is spliced from 2 exons.